This is a messenger RNA of Ectocarpus siliculosus, 949 nucleotides long. Lineage: Eukaryota; Phaeophyceae; Ectocarpales; Ectocarpaceae. The record is from the annotation of a GenBank genome assembly.
UCGAUCCAAAAUAGUGCACAGCAUCGAAUCGUUCCUCACCGACAGGGCUACCUACCCUGCGAUUCUCGUGCAAUUUGAUGCACUCUACGAAGGUGCACCUUUGGCUCGAAGUUGAAAAGUGUGCUUCCAGGAUUUCUAUUGCGGGCUGAAGUUUGAAUUCGUGAGGUGGGGUGGUCAUUGUGACUGCUGUGCUCCACGGCGCCGGUACACGAGGGUCAACGCUCCACUGGCACACAGCACACAACACGAAGCUGGAGGUGGCAGGAAGCUGGCCAGCGGGUCACGUAGGUGGUAGAUGGGGAGCCAAGCGACGAACAAACGUAGGCGUCAAAGGCAACUGCUGAAAUUCCGGAGACCGGUGGAGAUCUCGAAGAAGAUGUUCGAUCCUGGCCUUUGCUCGUGGAGAGACGUGUACAAGGCGAUUCCGAAUCGCGGGCAGGGAGACUUUUGGCCCUUGUCGGUGAUAUUUCUCGCCUUACACAGAGGUGGAAUGGAUGCCCACAGAGCGCAAUGUGUGCUGUCGACACAACGUAAGGAAUUGGCGGACCUUAUCCUCCUUUGUCGGGAGCUCAUCGUAGAGUACCAAGCAGCUACAGGAGAGGGGGGGGCCUUCUUUGUAAGCCAAAGCGACUCGGACAAACCGGAUGCGGACAUCAAGAGCAUGGCCAAAUCCACCGCCGACAUCUGCACGUUGGAAGACUGGAAACGCGUCACCCUCUGUCCCGAAGGCUACCUGGACGACAAAGCUCUUGUGAUCCUUGGCAAGCUGUUAUUGCGCGAGGUCAUCCAGCUCGUCAAGGAGGAUGGUAUCGUGGGAGAGCGUAUCGUGGACGCCAGAGAGCCGUCCGCUUUGCUGGGGGCAAACCUGGUCCUCCACCGUGGAGCCCACUUCGAGGCUCUUCUCCCGAAAGUGAGGACUGCCGUUUGCCGUUGUCGUGACGAAUCGUGA